AUGGGUUUGAAGCAGCUGGUUCUUGAAUUUGGGUUCUGGGUUUUAUUUAUAAGUUCAAUCUUCACUAAUAAUUUGGUGGUGAGCUCGAAUGUCGACAAGAUCCAAGAGGUUAUUACUAGAGGCAAUAUUCUUGUAGAUGGGAAGAAUGUGAUCGGAACGACGGACCCGAAUUUCGUCUGCGCCACCUUGGAUUGGUGGCCACAUGAUCAAUGCGAUUACGGGAAUUGUAGCUGGGAUCAAUCCUCUCUUCUAAAUCUGGAUCUCAACAACAAGAUACUAAUGAAUGCUGUAAAAGCAUUUUCACCCUUGAAGUUGAGGUUAGGAGGAACGUUACAGGACAGGCUUAUAUAUGAAACAGAGCUGCAGCAGCACUGCAUUCCAUUCAUCAAGAACAACUCCAACUUGCUUGGUUACAAUCAGGGUUGUCUCCCCUUGAGUAGAUGGGAUCAACUCAAUACCUUUUUUAACAAAUCCGGGGCGGUGGUUAUGUUCGGAUUAAACGUUUUGAAUGGAAGGUUCGUUAUGAGGAAUGGAUCUGUUGUAGGAUCAUGGAAUUCUACAAAUGCCAAAUCUUUUAUUGAAUAUUCUCUUAGAAAGGGUUACAAAAUCCAUGGUUGGGAACUUGGAAACGAGUUAACUGGGACUGGAACUGCGAUUAGAAUUGAAGCUGAUCAAUAUGCAUCGGAUGUCAUCUCAUUCCAUAAUAUAAUUCAAAAAGUUUAUAAGAAUGAGAAGGUGAAGCCAUUGAUUUUAGCUCCUGGAGGAUUCUUUAAUCCAAUCUGGUUCAAAGAAUUCAUUCAUAAAACAACUUCAACUAAUAUUGAUGUUGUGAGUCACCAUAUAUACAAUCUUGGACCGGGAUCCGACAUGAACCUGGCUGAGAAGAUUCUCAAUCCAUCCCUGUUUGAUCAUGAGGUGGUGAAUACAUUUAGAGGGAUGAGAAGUGUUAUCAACAAUUCAGCUCAAGUUUGGGUGGGAGAAGGAGGAGGUAUUUAUAGAAGUGGAAGAAAUCAAGUGUCCAAUACCUUUCUUUUUAGUUUCUGGUACUUGGAUCAGCUUGGUUUAUCAUCCUCUUAUGAUACAAAAACUUACUGUCGACAGACAUUAAUAGGUGGAAACUAUGGCUUGCUAAAUACAACCACCUUUAAGCCCAAUCCAGAUUACUACAGCGCUCUUCUAUGGCACCGGUUGAUGGGAAACAAAGUCUUAUCGACGAAUUUUUCUGGGUCGAACAAGAUUCGGGCUUACGCUCACUGCUCAAAACAAUCACAAGGAGGAAUCACCUUGUUGUUGAUUAAUAUGGACAAGAUGAAUAGGGUUGAGGCGAAAUUGAAUGCUGUUAAUGGUAGCAUUACUUGCAGGCAUAAUGGGAAAAUGACUAAUGUAAGGGAGGAGUAUCGUUUAACGGCUAAGAAUGGGAAUUUGCAGAGUCAGAGUGUGUUGCUUAAUGGUAAGGAGUUGAUUGUGGAUGAUGAAGAUAAUAUACCUCCAAUGGAACCUGUCACUGUAAAUGCAGAACAACCCAUAACCAUUGCUCCUCUCUCCAUUUUGUUUGCUCACAUCCCAUAUCUUUGCCUUCGUGCUUGCUCCUAAAUUC
Impatiens glandulifera is the source of this 1597-nucleotide messenger RNA. Its product is annotated as heparanase-like protein 3. The transcript has 7 exons. The coding region runs from base 1 to 1593 and encodes 530 amino acids. Gene Ontology annotation, cellular component: membrane; plant-type cell wall. Lineage: Eukaryota; Viridiplantae; Streptophyta; Magnoliopsida; Ericales; Balsaminaceae. Gene Ontology annotation, molecular function: beta-glucuronidase activity. The record is from RefSeq and is a predicted model, not a curated record.